This is a messenger RNA of Trichoderma aggressivum f. europaeum, 351 nucleotides long. RefSeq lists its product as uncharacterized. The coding region runs from base 1 to 351 and encodes 116 amino acids. The transcript has a single exon. NCBI's taxonomy places the organism in Eukaryota, Fungi, Ascomycota, Sordariomycetes, Hypocreales, Hypocreaceae. The record is from RefSeq and is a predicted model, not a curated record.
AUGCGAUCUGCCGUUUGGACCCUUACCCUCCUCUUGCCCGCGUGGGUGGUGGCCGAGAAAUACGUCCUCUGGAACAGCCAGACGUGUGAAGAGCAAGUCGAGGAUGGCAUCUCGUUCUCUCGCUACGCAACCUACAAGGAUUCCGUCUACUGCUUCGAUUUCUUCGAUAAUGUCGUUGCAGGCUCAGUCAGCCAGAGCAAGGACACGGUAUGCCAGGUGUACACCGGCACUGGCUGCAGUGGCCAAGAGGUACAGCUUACCUGCACUGCCAACAACCUCUUCGACCCUCGUCUUUGCUGCACGGACACUCCGCAGGGAAUCAAGUCUCUCCGUUGCUGGAACCAAGAGUAG